AAAGGCUACUUUUAAGCAUGUCUUGGUUCUUUGUAAACAUCAGUAACAUCACUUUGGAGGACGCACACUCUGACGAUGAUCCGCGGGAUGAGCGCUUGGCUCGGGUGGAAAUAGCUCUCCUGUCCAUCAUCUUCAUCACCGCGGGGAUCCUAAACUUCGGGCUGCUGCUGGUGCUGUGGAAGCGGAGGAAGCAGCUCUCCAGGAUGCGCGUCUUCGUCCUCCACCUGUGCGUCGCCGACCUUGUGGUCACAUUUUUCCAAGUUUGCCCGCAACUCAUGUGGGAUAUCACUGACCGGUUCGUGGGGCCGGACGUAUUGUGUCGCGCUGUGAAGUAUCUGCAGGUGGUCGGGAUGUUUGCAUCUACUUAUAUGAUUGUAGUGAUGACGAUAGACAGAUAUCAAGCCAUCUGCAAACCCAUGGUGACUUUCCAGAGGCGCAGGUCGCGCUGGAACGGUCCAGUUUGCGCCGCCUGGUGCGCCUCUCUCAUCGGCAGCCUCCCGCAGAUCUUCAUCUUCUCCCGGGUGGAGGUGGCCCCCGGUGUGUACGAUUGCUGGGCUCAGUUCAUUAAACCGUGGGGCCCCAGAGCCUACGUGACGUGGACCACUCUGGUGAUAUUCGUGCUGCCCAUUUUCAUGGUGAUCGUGUGUCAGGUGCGCAUCUGCCGCACUGUGUACAACAACUUCUACAUGAAGACGCAGCAGGGCGCAGGGAAGGCCAGGAAGCCGCUGUCCUCGCGGGCCAGCAGCGUGGUUGGGGUGUCUAAAGCGAGGGUGAAGACGGUGAAGAUGACCGUAGUGAUCGUGUUCGUUUACAUCCUCUGCUGGGCGCCUUUCUUCACCGUGCAGCUGUGGUCCGUGUGGGACGUGGAGGCACCCACUCAGAGUGCUACCUUCACCAUCCUGAUGCUGCUGGCCAGUCUGAACAGCUGUGCAAACCCCGUCAUCUACCUGCUGUUCAGCGGGAAGCUGCCAAAGACCCUGGUGGCCCUGAUGUGUGCCGGUCAGCCCGACCUGAAGGAGUCCAUCCAGGAGGAGGCCACCAUGGUCAGCUCGCUGUACAUCGUCAGAGUCUGUCAGAGUCUGUCAGAGAGCAGACGUCCGGACCCCUCGGAAUCUUAAACUCACCUCAGGACAGCAUGGUUUUCGCACAAGAAAGACUUACGGUAUUGUCAUUGUCUAAUAAGUGUGAAGAAGAAGUCAGUGUAGUUACAGUAUAAUAUAGUGAGACAAUAUUUUUGAGGUAAAACACACACAAUAAGUCUUUACAGGGAUAUUACAAUGGAACACUUGCUAUCAAGUCGGUAUUACUUUACACAUUCUUUAAAAACAUUGAACGAUUGUUUUACUUUUUUUUAAAAAACCAUGCUAGUGGUGUGGUUCUAGAGAUGGUGGUUUAUCCAUUGGUUGGUCCACCACUUGGGUCCAGACUGACACUACUGGAUGGAUUCCCAUUACUUUUUGUACAGACAUUCAGGUUUCCAGAAGAUGAAUACGUUGACUGAUUUAUUUAGCGCUACCAGCAGGUCAACGUUUUCCCAUAUCCACCGAAUCAUGUUGACAUCUCAAUCGUUACAAAAGAUGCAUGGCAUUCAUGGUUCCCUGAGGUUGAAUUGACUCUGUUGAUCUCCAGACCUUUCUUCUCCUGUCAAUAUGAAGAUGACAUUUUGUGGUUUUGAGUGACAUGUCCUUACAACUGUUGAAUGCAUGAAUGGUUCCAAGGGGAUGAAUUGUAAUAUUUUUGGUGAUCCCUGACUUUUUCCUUUGUUGCAUCAUCAGGUCAAUCUUAUAUUUUUCCAUAUCUUCGGUGUACAACCAACUACCUGCACAACUAACUAUUCCCAUCAGCCUCAGCCAUAUUCUGAAUGAGCAUCGGGAGCACCAGGAGCUUUUCCAAUUGGCCUCUCGACACAUAGGGUAGAGCAAGGUCAUUUGGGUACUCAGGUAAAAUAGGAUAAAAAAGGGUUCUACAACCUGGGCUCUUUUUUUUUUGUAUGCAGCUAAUCUUCAAACUAAUAUAGCAUUGGUGCUUAAAAGGUUGUUUACAUGAAACAAUCAUUUUGAGAUUUAGAUAAGUGAGAACAUUGCAUAAGGUUGAUGCACUCAACGUCGUACAUUUUUGACCAAUCACUCCCUGGAUGGGGGCAGUAUAUUGUACAAAAAAAGGUUUAGGUAAUACAGUUACAUUUUAAAAUGGUCAAUUCAAUAUGCAUUAGUGGCAAGAGGAUUGUCUUGCAAGUAGAUUUAGUGUCUGAUUAGAACCUACAAAAAUGGAAAGGUUGGUUUUGUAUUUCUUUAACAGUUUAAUUGUCCAAUUGUAAUUUAUUGCAGCUUUUCUUAGCUGCCGCUGGUCUUUUUUUGUACCUACAUUUGCUCAAGAGUUCACAUAAAUAAAAGUUGAAUAAAAGUAUCA
Molecule: messenger RNA, 2409 nt
Organism: Trematomus bernacchii (emerald rockcod)
Lineage: Eukaryota; Metazoa; Chordata; Actinopteri; Perciformes; Nototheniidae
Gene: avpr2b.1
Product: vasopressin V2 receptor
Exons: 2
Coding region: 18-1118 (366 amino acids)
Biological process (GO): G protein-coupled receptor signaling pathway; positive regulation of vasoconstriction; regulation of systemic arterial blood pressure by vasopressin
Cellular component (GO): membrane
Molecular function (GO): peptide binding; vasopressin receptor activity
Source: RefSeq, a predicted model, not a curated record